AUGGAGCACGGUGGUGUCCGAGAGCUCGACUUGAGCAACUGUGCACCCAGCCUCAUGGCCGACAGAGUUGGUGUUGCCCCGGGCCUGCGAUGCAGUGCUGCGUUCUUCACCUUCCUUCGCGCCAACCUCGUUCUCACGCCAUCGGCCAUCUCCUCCCCAGGCAACACCCCGUAUCUCGAGCCCUACUCGCCUCAGCUCCCGCCGUACCACCAACUCGUCAACCGCCACCACCACCUUCAGCAGCAACAUUCCCGACUCUCUUCUGCUACUGUUCCGACCCCUUCUCCGCUUGCUACGCAACAACGCUCUGCUCGACACCAGUAUGUCGACGAUGAUGUGCCCCCUCUCUCGCUCGACACCUUGUCUACGUCCGAUGAAAAGGUCGAGGGUCUCCGCCUCGUCGCCGACUCAGUCGCCCAGAUGAGACCCCGUGCCGCCCGCAUUCUCGCCCGGCACCCACUCUUCCUCGCCGCCCUUGCCUCCGCCUGGGCCCUCGUUUACGGGUUCGUCCACGCGUCCCGUGGGGGUAGCGCCGGACUCGCUUUUCCGCUUGCUUGCGUCGCCAUGGCUGCAUACCUGCUUGCCAUACGAUUUUGUACGGCCAGCUAUGACAAGCUCGCAAGGAGCAUCGACAUCGCAUGGCUACAGAAUCCGUCCAGCAGCGGCCAUGAAGACGUCGUCUUGGGUGCACGCCGUGGCGGCAAGCUCGUUGGUGCGCUUGUCCUACGAAUUGAGCCUCGCCUUGGGACUUCCCCCACUGGCAACUCUUCCUCCAACGGGUCCUACGCCUACCAGUACUAUCAUCGUCGCAAGAACCGCAGCCGCAGCGCCAGCUUUCGCGGUGGCCGGGGUGUCAUCCGCGCAUGGACAACCCUACAAGGGCACCGUGGCGAGGGUGUUGGUCGCGAGCUCCUGCACGCAGCGGUGCGUCGGACGCGAGACGUGUGUGGGCGCGAUGCCCAGGUCGGCUUCGCCAAGGAACACGCCAACAGUGUCAUGUUCUUGCCCGAGAUCUUUACGGCCCCGUUCAAGCACGACGAACGCCGGGCUGCAGAGGCGCUUAAUGCAGUGGUUGACGAGUGGGAUGCGUCUAGGCGAAAGAAGAGGUGA
This is a messenger RNA of Purpureocillium lilacinum, 1110 nucleotides long. RefSeq lists its product as uncharacterized. The record is from RefSeq and is a predicted model, not a curated record. Gene Ontology annotation, molecular function: acyltransferase activity, transferring groups other than amino-acyl groups. NCBI's taxonomy places the organism in Eukaryota, Fungi, Ascomycota, Sordariomycetes, Hypocreales, Ophiocordycipitaceae.